Molecule: messenger RNA, 813 nt
Organism: Paramuricea clavata
Lineage: Eukaryota; Metazoa; Cnidaria; Anthozoa; Malacalcyonacea; Plexauridae
Source: the annotation of a GenBank genome assembly
AUGACCCUUCACGACAAAGGAACAGUCAAAGCUAGCCAAAAAUUACCCGGCGAAGCGUACCUUUUGAAAGAUUCGAAAAAUGUCCACGAAUUAGCGCCGAAAUCAGUGUCCGUCGUCCUACACGAAAAUGGAUUCGAUAUAUACUCCUACGCUGCCGAUUACGAAUCGUUUAACCACGAGGCAGUGUUGUACAAAGAAACAUUAAUACGAUGCUCUCUUAACGAGAUCACCGCGUCACUUAAACCGUUUGUCAUACAACUCGAAGCCGGACUGAGGACAAUAUUUAUUUGUUUCAUCGAUCGCGAGGAGAGGGAUGGUUGUUUUACGAAGAUUCUGGCAUCCGUCGGCCAAUUUCUGGUGUUGAAUCCACGCUCACGGAAGAGUUUACUUGGAAAAAGGACAUCGAAUCCACUAAGUCCGGUGUCGCCUCUGAGCAUGUCCACAGCACCGACACUGAAAGACGAACAGCUGUCGCUGUUAUUGAACGCGCUAGAUAUAUCUUCAUCUUCGCGAUGUCUGACCCAAAGUCGCCCAAACUCACCGUUCUCGUUUAGAUUUCCCGGUCUUCUCGUGUCCAUAUGUAACGCAAAACCACGUCGUGGGAAAGACAUUACGAACACUAAAAUCCCCGUGGCAAGGAGCUACACCCUACCUUUUAGUAAAUACGGCAGCGCACGCUCAUGUAAGCAAUUCUCGGCGAGGAACACUAUAUUUUGUGACAAUCAUACGCGGUCCAGUCUAGAGGCUCGCGUCGCCCUAGGAAUACUGAACACGGACCUAGGAGAUGUCAGGCAGUAUCUAGCUCGAUUUUGA